Molecule: messenger RNA, 962 nt
Organism: Mus caroli (Ryukyu mouse)
Lineage: Eukaryota; Metazoa; Chordata; Mammalia; Rodentia; Muridae
Source: RefSeq, a predicted model, not a curated record
AUAUGGGACAGUGUAUGAUGUGUCCACAUGAUAAACAUGCCAAUUUAGAGAAAACCCACUGCCUCCAAAGAGCUGUGUCAUUUCUUACUUAUGAAGAUUCAUUUGGGAUGGCUUUAGGUUGCACUUCCCUGUCCUUCUCAGCCAUCACAAUGCUAGUACUAGUCACUUUUGUGAAGUACAAGGAUACUCCUAUUGUGAAGGCCAAUAACCGCACUCUCAACUAUGUCCUGCUUAUCUCUCUAGUCUUCUGCUUUCUAUGCUCAUUGCUCUUCAUUGGACAUCCCAUUCAGGCCAGCUGCAUCCUGCAGCAGGCCACAUUUGGAGUAUUUUUCACAGUGGCUAUUUCUACAGUGUUGGCCAAAACAAUAACUGUGGUCAUGGCUUUCAAUCUCACUACUCCAGGAAGAAGGAUGAGAGGGAUGAUGAUGACAGGGGCACCUAAGUUGGUCCUUUCCAUUUGUACCCUAAUCCAACUUGUUUUCUGUGGAAUCUGGUUGGUAACAACUCCUCUCUUCUUUGACAGAGAUGUACAAUCUGAACAUGGNAAGACUGUCAUUACUUGCAACAAAGGCCCUGUCAUUGCCUUCCACUUCGUCCUAGGAUACUUGGGUUUCUUGACUCUGGGGAGCUUCACUGUGGCUUUCCUGGCUAGGAACCUUCCUGACAGAUUCAAAGAAGCCAAGUUCCUAACUUUCAGCAUGCNGGUGUUCUGCAGUGUCUGGAUCACCUUCCUCCNUGUGUACCAUAGCACCAGGGGGAAAGUCAUGGUGGUUGUGGAGGUCUUUUCCAUCUUGGNUUCUAGUGCAGGGUUGCUAAUGUUAUCUUUGUCCCAAAGUGUUAUGUUAUUUUAAUUAGACCAGAUNCAAAUUUUAUACAGAACUACAAAGGUAAAUUCCUUUAUUGCAACUUUCAUUGUAUGAAAAGGUUAGAUGAUACUCAACAUAUCNUUUUCUUUCUCUUGA